CGCGCGCGCGCCGCCAGCAGUAGCGGUCCUUGAGUGGCAGGGGGAGGGGGGGGCGCCCUCCGAGCCGGGCGGAGGGGAGGGGGGAAAAGAGGAGCGCAGGGUGAGAGUGAGCCGGAGGCUUCGGGAGGCGAGGGGGCGGGGGGAGCAGCGCGGAGGCCGCCGCCUCCCCCUCCGCCGCCUGGGAGUAGGGGGUGGGGGACGGACAAGCCCCGAUGCCGGGGGAGACGGAAGAGCCGAGACCCCCGGAGCAGCAGGAUCAGGAAGGGGGAGAGGCGGCGGCGGGCAAGGAGGCUCCGGAGGAGCCCCAACAACGGCCCCCUGAGGCGGCCGCGGCGGCGCCUGCAGGGACCACUAGCAGCCGUGUGCUGAGGGGAGGUCGGGACCGAGGCCGGGCCGCUGCGGCCGCCGCCGCCGCCGCUGCCGCUGUGUCCCGCCGGAGGAAGGCCGAGUAUCCCCGCCGGCGGAGGAGCAGCCCCAGCGCCAGGCCUCCCGACGUCCCCGGGCAGCAGCCUCAGGCCGCGAAGUCCCCGUCUCCAGUUCAGGGCAAGAAGAGUCCGCGACUUCUAUGUAUAGAAAAAGUAACAACUGAUAAAGAGUCUUGCCUGUUGCGCAGGCUGGAGUGCAGUGGCGCAAUCUUGGCUCACUGCAACCUCUGCCUCCCGGGUUCAAGCGAUUCUCCUUCCUCAGCCUCUCCAGUAGCUGGGAUUACAGAUCCCAAGGAAGAAAAAGAGGAAGAAGAAGAUUCUGCCCUCCCUCAGGAAGUUUCCAUUGCUGCAUCUAGACCUAGCCGGGGCUGGCGUAGUAGUAGGACAUCUGUUUCUCGCCAUCGUGAUACAGACAACACUCGAAGCUCUCGGUCCAAGACCGGUUCAUUGCAGCUCAUCUGCAAGUCAGAACCAAAUACAGACCAACUUGAUUAUGAUGUUGGAGAAGAGCAUCAGUCUCCAGGUGGCAUUAGUAGCGAAGAGGAAGAGGAGGAGGAGGAAGAGAUGUUAAUCAGUGAAGAGGAGAUACCAUUCAAAGAUGAUCCAAGAGAUGAGACCUACAAACCCCACUUAGAAAGGGAAACCCCAAAGCCACGGAGAAAAUCAGGGAAGGUGAAAGAAGAGAAAGAGAAGAAGGAAAUUAAAGUGGAAGUAGAGGUGGAGGUGAAAGAAGAGGAGAAUGAAAUUAGAGAGGAUGAGGAACCUCCGAGGAAGAGAGGAAGAAGACGAAAAGAUGACAAAAGUCCACGUUUACCCAAAAGAAGAAAAAAGCCUCCAAUCCAAUAUGUCCGUUGUGAGAUGGAAGGAUGUGGAACUGUCCUUGCUCACCCUCGCUAUUUGCAGCACCACAUUAAAUACCAGCAUUUGCUGAAGAAGAAAUACGUAUGUCCCCAUCCUUCCUGUGGACGGCUCUUCAGGCUCCAGAAGCAACUUCUGCGACAUGCCAAACAUCAUACAGAUCAAAGGGAUUAUAUCUGUGAAUACUGUGCUCGGGCCUUCAAGAGUUCCCACAAUCUCGCAGUGCACCGGAUGAUUCACACUGGCGAGAAGCCAUUACAAUGUGAGAUCUGUGGAUUUACUUGUCGACAAAAGGCAUCUCUUAAUUGGCACAUGAAGAAGCAUGAUGCAGACUCCUUCUACCAGUUUUCUUGCAAUAUCUGUGGCAAAAAAUUUGAGAAGAAGGACAGCGUAGUGGCACACAAAGCAAAAAGCCACCCUGAGGUGCUGAUUGCAGAAGCUCUGGCUGCCAAUGCAGGCGCCCUUAUCACCAGCACAGAUAUCUUGGGCACUAACCCAGAGUCCCUGACGCAGGCUUCAGAUGGUCAGGGUCUUCCUCUUCUUCCUGAGCCCUUGGGAAACUCAACCUCUGGAGAGUGCCUACUGCUAGAAGCUGAAGGGAUGUCAAAAUCAUACUGCAGUGGGACAGAACGGGUGAGCCUGAUGGCUGAUGGGAAGAUCUUUGUGGGAAGCGGCAGCAGUGGGGGCACUGAAGGGCUGGUCAUGAACUCAGACAUACUCGGUGCUACCACAGAGGUUCUGAUUGAAGAUUCAGACUCUACCGGACCUUAGUGGAAAGGAAGACUUUGGGCAUGGAACAGCUCAGACUUUGUAUUUAAAAGUUAAAAAGGACAAAAAAAAUCUAAAGCAUUUAAAAUCUAGUAAAAUAACCGAAGGGCCUGCUCUUUCCAUUGUGGAUCACAGCACACACAUACAUACACCCUCCAACCCCCAUUCCCCAUUCUCCCUCUAUUGCCCCCCUUAUAAAAUUGAUGUUGUCUUUACCAGAAAGGUAGACAAAAAAGAAGCAGCAGCAGCUCUUAAAGUGAGGGUUAUUCUCAUACUCAGUUCCAGCCAUCAGCAGACUUCCUGCUUUUUGGCAGAUCCCCCUUCCAACCUGUAACUCUGAUGUGCUCUGGAUCAGCUUUUAAUAGUAUAUUACUGUCUUCUAAAUCCCUUCUUCUCUACUGCUGCCCUGUGGUUCUGGCUCCUUCCCAUUGCGGCACACAUUUUCAAAUACCAUAGAAUUCUAAUCUCCAGAGGCUGGCAGCUUGACUUGGCACUUUAGGGCCCCUUAGCAGGGUGAGCUGUUAAAACAGCACACAUCUCUCAUCCCCUCUUCCUUUUACCCCACUGGGUUUCAGAAAGGAAGGAUAUAUGGGGACCACCUCUCUCCUCUUUGAUCCCAGCAUCUCAGUCCCCCCUCCCAACCCUCCAUAUGGCUCUCAAUGGUGCUCACUUGCUGGAACCAGGCUCCCAGUAGGGAGGGGGCUGCCCUCUACACAGUCUCUUUGACUGUAAGACAGGGCUCUGUAUCAGUGAGACGAUGAGAAAAGUCCCAGGCUAAUGGCGGAAAUUUGCACUUUGAACAUGUGUGUUUUUGUGUUGUGGAACCUGAGAUUCCUUAUUUAUUAACAGAAAGUCUGAUUUUUUUUUUUUUUUUUUUGAGUCUUCGUUGCUAUAUUUUGUGGGGCUGGGAGAGAGAGAGAUUAGAUUAUUUUGACAUGGGAAUCCCUUCCAUAACAGGUACUUUGAAGGCAAGACAUAGGGUUGAAGAAGCACAGCCAGCCUCUGAAAUCAUAGCUCUCCAGUGGCCUUUAAAGAAAGCUGGUCCUCAGCACUAACAAAAUCACUACAAUAGCCUAGUGCUUUUUUGGAAGCCUUUUUAGAGAAGAAUGUUAGGUUGUGGUAACUAGUAUGCUCUGAGAUAUUUAGAGCAUUGAGACUUAGGAAUUUCUAGAGGACGAGGAGAGUUGUUCAGAAUCUAAAUUACAGAUAGAAGAUUCUUGUGAAUUUGUUUCUUUUGUUAUCCCUACCAUUUCUUUAUAUUUCCCUCGUUGGCCCAACUCUGGCUCCUUGCUUUUUGUUUUUUUGCUCUGCUUUAUCAUCAGUUCAUUCCAGCCCCUAUUAGUGAAGGACACUACUGUUAGUGAAGGAACAAAGCCUGUGAGUCCUAAAGUUUUAAAUCAGAGAAAACUGCUGUUUCCCUUUCAGUAACACUUCAGAAGAGGAAAAAUAUUAAUAGCCAAAGUUAAUACUUCUAUAUAAUAACUGCUUUGGCUUUCACCUAAAAUUCUGGGAAUCAUUAUUUCCUUGGGAUAGAGGUUUUCUUGGGGCAUGGAUUGUUUAUUGCUGUUCGCUGGAGAGAAAAUCUAAUGUUUUUGUACAAAGUCAUACCCCCAGAAGCCCAAAAUCCUAUUUUGGCUCAUUUUUAGGUAAAGGGCAGUUCCUAUCCUGUGUGCCUCAGAAGCUGGAAUUGAAGGCACCCUGUUCAUUGUUCGUUGUCAGAAAUGUAUGAUGGCUAUUGGAAAGAAUGAGGUUUUGCUGGGAGGUGGGGGGGAAAGAACAGCUUGUUUUUCACAAACGUGGUUUAUCAAUUUUUUUUAAAUACUUUUUUCCCAAAAAGAGGAUUAACAAAAUGUCAUUUCUGAAAGAGGCUUACUUUACACCCACUAGUGUCGGCAGUUGGGAUGCCAGGAAGUAGGGAGUGAGACACCUACAAUCAACAGUCUCAAAUGCACUAUUGUUUCUUUUCAGAGUGUUGCAGAUUUGCCAUUUCUCCAAUAUGGGGAUAGAAAACGGAAUAAAGAUAGAAGGGAUGUAGAAUAUGCUUACCUGCCAACAGUAAGGGUUUGGAGUUGACUUUGGUAUAUUGAGUAGAUUUGAAAAUACAAGAUGGAUUGGAUGAGUCUACAAAAAUGUCCUGAUCUCCAAUCCCUUUUAUACUGUUUGACUAGCUAGCAUUUAUAGUCCACUCUUAGCCUUUUUCUUUGCCGCACUUAUCCUUUGUCUCCUUAAGUUUCAUUUGCAGUGGUUAGUCAUCAGAUAUUUUAGCCACCUACACAAAAGCAAACUGCAUUUUUUAAGAUCUUUCUGAGAUGGGAGAAAAUGUAUUCUUUCCUAUACCAUUCUCCCCUCCCCACACAAAAAAACUAGUUCUACUAAUUAGAAACUUGCUGUUACUUUCCCUUUUCUUUUAGGGGACAAGGGCCCUCUUCAUAGCUGCCAUUUGCGUACAAUGAAUUAUUGCAGCCAUUUGCAAUACUAAACUAUUUUUUAUGGACUUUAUAUUUUUCCUCUUGAUAAAGGGAUGCUACAUAGUAAAGAGUUGGUGUCAUUAAACUAUCUCAGCCGUUUUCCUGCUUUCCUUUCUGCUCCAUAUGCCUCAUUGUCCUUCCAAGGAGCUCUUUUCAUCUUAAAGUUCUACAUUUCAUACUUUUACUCAAAUUUUGUUACCUUUUUAACUCUCCCCAUUGCAUAUUUCCAUCUUGAAUUGGCAGUUCUAAUAAAUUCUGAAACUGUAGUUGAGAUAAAAACUAUUUAAUAUUUUUGGGGAUGUCUACCCUCUUGUUUGUGGUUGCCCAGGGUUCUUUUGCAUAAUUGAGACUCCUUGAUAUGCUUCAGAGAGUUUCAGCAAACACUGGCCAUUGCCAUGGGAGUACUGGGAGUAAAAUAAAAAUAUUAAGGUAUAGAAAAGCAUCCACGUAGAGCACUUAAACCUCCUUUGUACCUGUUUGGGGAAAAAGUAUAGAGUAUACUAUCAGUCUAACUAAGGUUAUUAUAGUCUGGUUGUUUGAAAUACCAUUUUUUUCUCCUUUUGUGUUUUUCCCACUUUCCAAUGUACUCAAGAAAAUUGAACAAAUGUAAUGGAUCAAUUUAAAAUAUUUUAUUUCCUAAAAGCCUUUUUUGCCUGUUGUAAUGUGCAGGACCCUUCUCCUUUCAUGGGAGAGACAGGUAGUUACCUGAAUAUAGGUUGAAAAGGUUAUGUAAAAAGAAAUUAUAAUAAAAGGGAUACUUUGCUUUUCAAA
This is a messenger RNA of Callithrix jacchus (white-tufted-ear marmoset), 5290 nucleotides long. It is a transcript of the gene ZFP91, whose product is annotated as ZFP91 zinc finger protein, atypical E3 ubiquitin ligase. Gene Ontology annotation, cellular component: nucleus. The record is from RefSeq and is a predicted model, not a curated record. Gene Ontology annotation, biological process: regulation of transcription by RNA polymerase II. NCBI's taxonomy places the organism in Eukaryota, Metazoa, Chordata, Mammalia, Primates, Cebidae.